CAAUCCAGCUGGGCGAUGGUGAAGUUGGGCCGCUUGACUGCGAGGCUGGGGCGCUGCCUGGGGUCGCAGCCCUCCGGGCCGGGCCCCGCUCUCCUUUGGAGGGGCACCUCCGGCGCGGCGCAGGCGGCGUCGGCCUCCCGCGGGAAGGAGGGGUUGAAGCGGCCGGAGGAGUUGCCGGGGCCGGGGCUGCUGAAGUCCAUCUACUGGCUCUUCUUGAGGGGCUACUUGCUGCACACGCACCGGCUGCAGGUCAUUUCCAAGAAGCUGUAUGGCCCCAUUUGGAAAUCCUGGUUUGGCUCUCAAAUUAAUAUUAACAUUGGCAGUCCUGAAAUCUUAGAGGAGCUGUUGCGGCAGGAAGGGAAGUAUCCCAUCCGGAGUGACAUGGCCCUCUGGAAGGAACACCGGGACAAGCGGCACCUGCCCUAUGGCCCCUUCACGGAGGAUGGGGAGCGCUGGCACCGCCUGCGGCAGGUGCUGAACAAGAGGAUGCUCAAACCUUCGGAGGCCGUGUUGUAUGCAGAUGCUAUCAAUGAGGUGGUGUCUGACCUGAUGGUGCAUCUGGAGAAUGAGAGGAAAAAGAGCCCUUCGGGAGUAAUGAUCCAAGAUAUGGCCAGUGUAUUAUACCGAUUCGCCUUGGAAGGCAUCUCAUACAUCCUCUUUGAGACCCGCAUUGGCUGCCUGGAGAAGCAGAUCCCUGCUGAGACGCAGCACUUUAUCGACGCUAUUGGCUUCAUGCUGAAGAACUCUAUUUUUGUCACCAUCCUACCCAAGUGGACCCGGGAUGUGCUGCCGUAUUGGAACCGUUACCUGCAGGGCUGGGACACUAUCUUUGCCUUCGGGAAAAAUCUGAUUGAUCAGAAGAUGGUGGAUUUAGAGAAACGUCUGGAACAGGGUGAGGAGGUCUCAGGCUACCUAACCUACCUACUGUCCAGCGGACGGAUUAGCCGUAAAGAGAUUUAUGGCAGCAUAGCGGAGCUGCUCCUGGCUGGUGUAGACACGACAUCCAAUACCCUUUCAUGGGCCAUGUACCAUCUGGCCAAAAACCUGGACAUCCAGGAAGCCUUAUACCAGGAAGUAACCAAGGUGGUACCCAACGACCAGAACCCUGAUGCAAAGGAUAUCGCCAAGAUGCCACUGCUUAAGGCAAUAAUCAAGGAGACUCUCAGGCUUUACCCCGUGAUCCCCACCAAUGCCCGAAUCAUUGCAGAGGAGGAUGUGGUUAUUGGAGGAUACAAGUUUCCAAAGGAUACCCUCUUUGUGUUGGCCCACUACGCUCUGUCACAUGACGAGACCAGCUUCCCCGAGCCGGAGCGCUUCCUGCCGCAUCGCUGGCUGCGAGAUCAGAGAGACUCGGCUCCCCACCCCUUCAGCUCCAUCCCCUUUGGCUAUGGGGUACGUGCCUGUGUGGGGCGCCGCAUUGCUGAGCUUGAGAUGCAUCUGGCACUUGCCAGGCUCAUCCGGAUAUUCUCAAUCAGGUCCGACCCGCAGUGCACGGAGGUGAAGCCCCUCGCCCGUAUUGUACUUGUGCCAGACCGGCCCAUUAACUUGCAGUUCCUUGACAGACGGACAGACAAUGCUUUAAGAGAACCUCCAACAUCAUGUUGAUAGAUUGCAAAGACUUUGAGCCCGACUCUUGGAUGUAAUUGCACCCUGGCUGGUCAGCUAGGGGAUCCUUCCGUACCCAGAUCACCGGGAGCCUCUGACAACAUUCGCAGCUUUACUGUCUUCUCCCCCGAGUCCUUGUGAGGCUGAGCAUCAUAUUCUGCUCCCACUUCAUGCCUGCAGUGUAUACACGGACACGGACGUGCAGGGCCUACUGCUUAGUUGUGCCCCUUAGAACCGGUUGACUCGCUGCUUCACCUCUUUCCCAUUCCUGGGCUCCCAUGGCAAAGAAAUUGUAGCAGUGCCGUAGUGGUGAUUAAAAUCCCUCCUUCCCCAACAAUGUCCCGUCUCCUGCUCUCUGCUUCUUUGAAGGAGCUAGACCUCUUGGUGCAUUUGCUUCUCCCAUGGAAUUGUACAUUAUUUUGAAAUGACGUUAAAAAUACAGAAACCCCCCCCCCAAAAAAGGACAUAUAUAACAAAAGAGCAAGAUAAUUAAAGAAAUAAAGAAGCUCA
Messenger RNA from Elgaria multicarinata webbii, 2115 nucleotides. RefSeq names its product sterol 26-hydroxylase, mitochondrial. Gene Ontology annotation, molecular function: heme binding; iron ion binding; monooxygenase activity. The transcript is spliced from 9 exons. Gene Ontology annotation, cellular component: mitochondrial inner membrane. Bases 16 to 1605 code for a protein of 529 amino acids. Gene Ontology annotation, biological process: cholesterol metabolic process; cortisol metabolic process; C21-steroid hormone biosynthetic process. The record is from RefSeq and is a predicted model, not a curated record. NCBI's taxonomy places the organism in Eukaryota, Metazoa, Chordata, Lepidosauria, Squamata, Anguidae.